Toxorhynchites rutilus septentrionalis is the source of this 3459-nucleotide messenger RNA. RefSeq lists its product as uncharacterized. NCBI's taxonomy places the organism in Eukaryota, Metazoa, Arthropoda, Insecta, Diptera, Culicidae. Bases 1 to 3459 code for a protein of 1152 amino acids. The record is from RefSeq and is a predicted model, not a curated record. The transcript has a single exon. Gene Ontology annotation, molecular function: nucleic acid binding. Gene Ontology annotation, biological process: DNA integration.
AUGUGUCAGACUGUGGCAGUAUCAGAGUCGUUAGAGAAUCUAAUGAAUAAAUUCUGGGAGUGCGAAGAUGGACGAUCACUCUCCAAUAAUUCCAUAGAGGAAGCAAAAUGUGAGGAGCAUUUUGUGAAAAGCGUUAAGCGCAACGAAGAUGGGCGUUAUAUAGUAGGACUACCAAAAUCAGACGAAGCUCUGGCACGAUUAGGCGAGUCGAAGUCGACGGCUAUUCAACGUUUAAAAAUGCUAGAAAGACGCCUGGGCCGCGAUCGCACGCUUAAAAAUGAGUAUCACGCCUUUAUGGCUGAAUAUUUAGCACAAGGGCACAUGAAGAAGGUGGUAAACGAUCAUACGAGUAGUUCCAUUGUCAGCUACUAUCUUCCACAUCAUCCGGUAAUUAAAAAUUCGAGCACCACCACACGAGUUAGAGUCGUUUUUGAUGCGUCUAGUAAGACAUCAACUGGAAUGUCACUAAACGAUGCCCUACUGAACGGCCCAGUUAUACAAGAUGACCUUCGAUCAAUCAUAAUGAGAAGCCGGCUGUAUCCUAUAGUACUAAUCGCUGAUGUGGAAAAGAUGUUCCGGCAAGUGUUGAUAGACCCUGCAGACCUACCAUUGCAAAGGAUCAUAUGGAGAUUUUCAACAGAUGAACCAAUAGAGGAAUACGAACUAUGUACAGUUACUUAUGGCACUAAACCUGCCCCCUUCUUAGCUACACGCACCCUGAAGCAGCUUUCGCUAGAUGAGGCCGAAAAUUUCCCACAUGCGUCAAGGAAAAUGGCAAGGGAUGUCUAUAUGGAUGACAUCAUCACGGGUGCGAGUGAUGUAUCAGAAGCAAAAACACUUCGCAAACAAUUGGAUGAUAUGUUGUUGACAGCAGGUUUUCGUUUGCGUAAGUGGGCCUCGAAUGAUGAAGAUGCAUUAGAGGGAGUCGAACAUCAGAAUCUCGCUCUUCCUCUUAUUAAUGGAAUAAAUUUAGACUCAGAACAGACAAUCAAAACACUCGGUUUGAUGUGGGAGCCGAUAACCGAUAAUUUCCGGUUCAACAUUGAAUGUUCGUCAAUACCCACCACAGAGAUGACCAAGCGAAAAGUUCUUUCAUGCAUCGCAAGAAUUUUCGAUCCCUUAGGUUUGGUUGGACCCGUGGUAACAAAGGCCAAAAUAUUCAUGCAGCGGAUUUGGGAACUAAAAAAUAAUGCCAAACAACCCUUAGAUUGGGAUGAAAUACUUCCGCAACCAUUAUUGAAUUAUUGGAUGGAAUUCCAUAAAACGAUUCCAGAGCUGCAUAAACUUCGCAUCCCUCGUUUCGCUAAGCAAGUUGAUUCGACUCACAAUGAACUGCACUGUUUUUCCGAUGCGUCCGAACAAGCUUAUGGAGCUUGUAUGUAUCUUCGAUCCCAAGAUGCAAAUGGAUUAGUAAAGAUUACUCUUCUAUCCUCGAAAUCGCGCGUUUCCCCUUUGAAGCGUCAAACCAUACCUCGGUUGGAGCUGUGUGGAGCAAAAUUAGCUGCAGAAAUAUAUAUUAAAGGUGUGGAAUCACUCAACAAUACCUUCGAAACCUUUUUCUGGACAGACUCCAAAACCGUACUGCAAUGGCUUAAACAGCCCCCAAAUACGUGGAACACUUUCGUGGCUCACCGAGUUGCAUUCAUUCAACACUCUACUCAAAAUUGUCAAUGGAGGCAUGUUCCAGGAGUAUGUAACCCAGCCGAUCAGCUGUCAAGGGGCUUAACGGCUCAACAACUUAUUGAGGAUUUUGUUUGGUGGAAUGGACCCGAUUGGUUACACAAGGCGAAGGAUUUAUGGCCAAAUCCAAUGGAUAUCUCUUUCGAAUCCAAUCAAUAUGAAAAUGAAAGGCGGAAGACUGUUGUUGCGACCGUUGCUUCCCAAAUCUCGCCUUUCAACAGUUGGUAUUUCGGAAGGUUUAGCGAAUAUUCCGCUCUUAUUCGUAUAACAGCAAUACUCCAACGUUAUCUACAGAAUUUGAAAACUCCAGAUGCUAAGCGGGUUCGCUCUGAGCCACUAUCACCCAAAGAAUUACUGGCAGCAGAAAUGCGUCUUGUCCAAUUGGUUCAGCAGGAAACUUUCUGUAAAGAAAUAAAGGCAUUGUCGAAAGGCGAAUAUGUACAUCGUGACUCCAAAUUAAGAUGGUUUAAUCCAAGACUUUCCAGUGAGGGAAUCAUUCGCAUCGGAGGAAGACUAGAGAACGCCGAACUGUAUGACGAUGUAAAACAUCCAAUGGUGAUUCCAGGAAAUCAUCAAUUUUCAAAACUCCUAGCUGUCAGCUAUCACAAACGAUUACUCCAUGCCGGACCGCAACUUAUGUUAAACGAAAUUCGUCAAAGAUUCUGGCCAUUGGGGGGACGAAAUUUAUGCCGGACUACUGUGCACCACUGUCUCAGCUGUUAUCGAGCAAAACCUCAGCUACUACAACAAUUCAUGGGGCAGCUACCUGUUAAACGCGUUACUGCUUCACGGCCGUUCACCACAACUGGGGUAGAUUAUUUUGGCCCAGUGUUUAUACGACAAGGCUAUCGGAGAGCUCCGAUCAAGGCUUAUGUGGCAGUGUUUAUCUGCUUCAGUACCAAGGCGGUUCAUUUAGAAUUGGUUUCGGACUUAUCCACCGCUAAGUUUAUCCAAGCUCUCCGACGUUUCACUGCUCGCAGAGGCAAAUGUUCCCAUAUAUAUUCCGACAAUGGUACUAAUUUUGUCGGCGCACGCAACGAAUUACGAGAACUCCUUCAGAAAUUACAAUGCCGUAAACACCAUGAAGAAAUACGAAUUCAAUGUGCACAAGAUGGAAUCAAUUGGCACUUUAUUCCGCCAAGCGCUCCACACUUCGGUGGAUUGUGGGAAGCUGCUGUGCGUUCCGCCAAAAAACACCUUCUUCGAAUUUUAGGGCGCUCUUCUGUAUCUUAUGAAGAUUUUACAACAUUGUUAGCCCAAGUAGAAGGUUGCUUGAAUUCGAGGCCUCUCACAUCGCUUACGGACGACCCCACAGAUCUCCAACCGCUUACGCCAGCUCACUUCCUUGUGGGAUCAUCACUACAAGCGUUACCCGACCAGCAGUACACGUGCAUUCCAAGUAACCGGCUCGCUCAUUGGCAACAAAUUCAGCAGCAACUUCAGAAUUUUUGGCGUCGAUGGCAUCUUGAGUAUUUGGCUCAACUUCAAGCUCGAGUGAAGAACUGGCACCCGCCAGUAAACAUAGAACCAGGGAGACUUGUCAUCAUUGUCGACGAGAAUCAGCCGUCGAUGAAGUGGAAGAUGGCCCGUAUACACCAAGUGCACCCCGGAAAUGAUGGUAUAGUUCGCGUUGUAACUCUGCGUACUUCGAGUGGCUAUUUGAAGAGACCAGUUACCAAAAUUUGCUUACUCCCAGUUACACCAACUACUGAAUCGGUCGAAAGUGUAUCACAAGAUUCAACUGAAAUUCCUAAUUUCAGGGGGGGUCGGGAUGUUUAG